This is a messenger RNA of Scylla paramamosain (green mud crab), 1351 nucleotides long. RefSeq lists its product as uncharacterized. NCBI's taxonomy places the organism in Eukaryota, Metazoa, Arthropoda, Malacostraca, Decapoda, Portunidae. The record is from RefSeq and is a predicted model, not a curated record. The transcript has 5 exons. The coding region runs from base 734 to 1336 and encodes 200 amino acids.
GUUUUAUGUCAUCAAAAACAAUAUUUUGUUCAUUCGUAGAUAUCAUUUGCAAGACUUCCAAAAUAAUGUUAAUGAUUGCAUACAUAUUUUAAACAUUUGCAACAUGCAUUCUGGAGCCAGUUCCCACCCAGUCCUUCUCACCACCUCUCCCACCACACUGCUCUUCUCCACUCAGUGUUAUUACUCCACAUCCACAGGCCAUCACUAGCAGACCUCUUGGGUGGUUUCCAAGACCCCAGCUUGGCCUUCAAGACACUUAAUCAUACCAGGGUCUUCCUUCAACAGCUCACCAGAAUAUAACUGGAUAACUUGCCUGCUGCCAGUACCUCCAGGCCUCUAGAGGUUGUGGCACCACAGCCUGCACAGCCCCUCAAAUCCCCAACAAGAACAAGAACACAACAGGGUAGUGGGAGUGAUGGCUUCAAGACACACUGCCACUGUACAAGGCAGCUGUUACUCUUGUACAUCAUGUGCUGCUUACUAGACUGUGCCUAAAAAUCUGAGAGGAAAAAGUAAAAGCUCACAGGACUGGUUGACAAGACAGCUAAAUGACCCUUAUGUGAAGUUGACCAAGCAACAUCAGUGCAGGCAUUGUCCAUGAUGCUUCCUGUGUUGUGGUUCCAUCAUGGCAGGCAUGGAAGUGCCUCUCACUACAUCACUGCCUCAUGAUCAUUGAGAGCAUGGACACAGACACUGAGGCCCUAGUGGGUAUGUGGACCUCCUCAAUGGACAGAUGGACAGAGGCUGGUGUGCUGGCUACAUGUAUCAGGAGCAAAUCUCAACCUUCUUCUCUGUUGUGGCAACAGGGAUGACAUAUGAGAUGGCCAUGACCAGCAUGCCCCUUCAGGUGCUACAUCUGCACCUGCCACACAGUCCAUCCUCUGAGGCCGUUGUCCUGCUCAUCUUCCCAAAGCCUCAGCGUUAUGACACCUAUGUGGAUGGUGUCUUUGUUCCCCCAGCCAACCUCAACACCUCUGCAGCCGGCUACAAGCUGUUGCCUGAGAACCCCACCCAUCCUCAGGCUUUCCUUCCCAUGUUGGACAAUGCAAUGGGGACCAGCUUCUUCCAGCGCAGUGCUAAGUUGGUCCAUGUGGUGCUGUGCGAAGGCCACAUCCUUGACAUCAAGACCACACCCAUGAUCACCCUCACCAGUGGCCUCAUGGUGAAGGAAGAUGAGUUUUAUGAGCAGAACGUGGUGUUGAAUCUGGCCAGCCUGUUUGAGGUAUCCCCAGACAACAUCAGGGUCAUCAGUGUUAUGCAGGAGCUCUCCAAGAGACAGCAGGGAAGGCUGGAGGUGGGCACAGUGAGGAUGCAUGUUGGGUCUGGUCUGUGUUGAGUCUGACUGUGGUGG